This is a messenger RNA of Colletotrichum fioriniae, 1212 nucleotides long. RefSeq names its product Pre-mRNA-splicing factor (gene CWC2). Gene Ontology annotation, cellular component: U2-type catalytic step 2 spliceosome; Prp19 complex; U2-type catalytic step 1 spliceosome. Gene Ontology annotation, molecular function: U6 snRNA binding; pre-mRNA binding; metal ion binding. The record is from RefSeq and is a predicted model, not a curated record. Lineage: Eukaryota; Fungi; Ascomycota; Sordariomycetes; Glomerellales; Glomerellaceae.
AUGUCGGACGAAGUCGCGCAAGCCCGUCCCGAGGAGGUCGACGGACCAGAGCCCGAGGACAACGCACAGGAAACAGCGACAACCACCACCGAGGUCGCCGCGCCGACAGAACGAAAAGUAAAAAAGAUCAUCAGGAAGAAGAAGAGGCCGGCGCGCCCCCAAGUCGACCCGUCCUUCAUCACCUCGGAGCCGCCGCCGCAGACGGGAACAAUCUUCAACAUCUGGUACAAUAAGUGGUCGGGCGGCGAUCGCGAGGACAAGUACCUCUCCAAGACGCACGCAAAGGGCCGCUGCAACGUCGCCAAAGACAGCGGCUACACGAGGGCCGACAAGGUGACCGGCAGCUAUUUUUGUCUGUUCUUCGCGCGCGGCAUAUGUCCCAAGGGCCAGGACUGCGAGUACCUGCACCGUCUGCCGGGCAUCCACGACAUCUUCAACCCCAACGUCGACUGCUUUGGCCGGGACAAGCACUCCGAUUACAGAGACGACAUGGGUGGUGUCGGUAGUUUCAUGAGGCAGAACCGCACGAUUUAUGUGGGAAGGAUACACGUCACGGAUGAUAUCGAAGAGAUUGUGGCGCGUCACUUUGCGGAAUGGGGGCAAGUCGAACGAGUCCGCGUGCUCAACACUCGCGGAGUCGCAUUUAUAACAUACUCCAACGAGGCCAACGCGCAAUUCGCCAAGGAAGCUAUGGCGCACCAGUCCCUGGACCACGAGGAGAUCCUCAACGUGCGAUGGGCGACCGCCGACCCGAACCCGAUGGCGCAGGCGCGCGAAGCGAGACGGAUCGAAGAGCAGGCCGCCGAGGCCGUCCGGCGCGCGCUCCCCGCGGAGUUCGUGGCCGAAAUCGAGGGCAAGGACCCGGAGGCCAGGAAGAGGAGGAAGAUUGAAAGCAGCUACGGGCUCGAGGGCUACGAGGCGCCAGACGAGGUCCAUUUCGCGCGGGGCGCCAACGCCGUGAACCCCGUCGGCCGUGAGGGCCACGAGGUGGAGUACCAGGAGCGGCCUAUGCUCGAGAACGGCGGCCAGGAACAGUAUGACGGGUUGCCUAUGCUACAGCAGCAGCAGCCGUCGAUUGUGUCUGGCGGGAUCUUCUCCAGCAGCACACUGGCGGCCCUCAACGCGUCCAAGGUCGCUGUGGCGUCGAAACCAAAGGUUGCUGUGUCUGCUGGGCCGUUGGUCGGCUACGGUAGCGACGAUGAUUCCGACUGA